GGUGUUAUGCGCCUCCCUCUCUCUCUCGCUUUUAUGAGACCAUACCGUGCAUCUAGUUAAUUGAUGGUUCAAUAGCAACACUAUAAAAGACCGCUUGUCGAUCAUAGUAUCCGUCACAUAUUCAAAAUCAAAACCGCAAUACAAAGCAACAUGCCUUCUACCACUACUCAGACUACCAACAAUGUCAACGACACCAACACCAAGACUUUCACUGAAUCGGCAACCGAGACGCUGAACAAGGCAGUGGCAGGUGCGCAAGAGUUGGCUCAGACCGGAUAUGAGAAAGCUGUGGAUGCUGUCUCUGGCCCUAAACCAGUCGAGCAGAAAGCCGCAGAUAACGUGACAGAAGCUAGAAAAUCUGUAUCCGACAACAUUGAAGACGCAAAGGUGAGCGCUAAAAACGUCAAGGAGGAUUUGAGUACCAAGGGUGACAAGAUGGCCAAUACACUCGAAGGAGAGUACAACAAGGCGACCAGCGGUGAUAAGAACGUGGAACAAAAGGCUGCCGAUUACAUCGCCGCUAAACGAAAUGGCGAGUACUCGGCAGAGGAUGCUAAGGUGGACACUAAGAACCAGAAGGAGGAUAUUAGAAACACUAUUGCUAAGAAGUCCAAUGAAGCUGAGGGUGAAGUCAAGAAGGCCACGAACUAAGCUGAGAAUAUCGAAGCGAUUGGAAGUUUAUUACACGAAUCAUUAGAAAAAUAAAGAAAGCGUACACCAUCUAUCGACAAAUGAA
Messenger RNA from Sphaeroforma arctica JP610, 736 nucleotides. RefSeq lists its product as hypothetical. The transcript has a single exon. Bases 151 to 651 code for a protein of 166 amino acids. Lineage: Eukaryota; Ichthyosporea; Ichthyophonida. The record is from RefSeq and is a predicted model, not a curated record.